Messenger RNA from Colletotrichum siamense, 234 nucleotides. RefSeq lists its product as uncharacterized. Lineage: Eukaryota; Fungi; Ascomycota; Sordariomycetes; Glomerellales; Glomerellaceae. The record is from RefSeq and is a predicted model, not a curated record. The transcript is spliced from 2 exons. The coding region runs from base 1 to 234 and encodes 77 amino acids.
AUGCGAAUUGAAUUGAAGCAACCACGCAACUGUGAACAGGACGUGGACCCAGCGAUACCGAUACGGCGUCUGCAGGUCGACCGCUGCAAGCUUGUGGUUGCAACAGCAGACGACACCCAACCCAAGUUGGAAGGCGCGAGCAGAACGACUCUGGAGCGUCUUGGAAGAGGGGCCUGGCCAAGACGACAGCACUUUUGCGCCUUCCAAUAUCCCUUCGCAACAGGCCAUUGCUAA